Colletotrichum gloeosporioides is the source of this 537-nucleotide messenger RNA. RefSeq names its product Bifunctional protein RIB2. The transcript has a single exon. The coding region runs from base 1 to 537 and encodes 178 amino acids. The record is from RefSeq and is a predicted model, not a curated record. Lineage: Eukaryota; Fungi; Ascomycota; Sordariomycetes; Glomerellales; Glomerellaceae. Gene Ontology annotation, molecular function: catalytic activity.
AUGACAUCAGAGGUUGAUGCCAUUGAACCAGCGCCGAUAGCGCCUGGCGAUCACAAAGCUUACCUGCAGUAUGCCCUCUCUCUGGCGAAGCAAUCACCGCCAAAACCUACCAACUACCGCGUCGGGGCAGUCCUCGUCAACCCUGCAAGCAAUGCCGUCGUCUCAACGGGAUAUACGUUGGAGCUGCCCGGCAACACCCACGCCGAGCAGUGCUGCUUCAUGAAGCUGGCGGAACAGCAUGAGGUGGCGGAAGAGGAGCUUGGCUCGGUGAUCAAGACACCCCUCGUUCUUUACACCACCAUGGAGCCGUGUUCAGUGAGGUUAAGCGGGAACCUGCCUUGCGCCAAACGGAUUCUUCAGCUGCGGUCCGUCAUCAAGGCAGUGUACGUCGGUGUACAGGAGCCCGAGAAAUUCGUCAAGGACAACACGGGACGGGCGGCUCUUGAGAGGGCAGGUAUCGACUUUGUCCACAUUAAGGGGCUGGAGGGCGACAUUCUGAAGGUGGCGACGGCAGGACAUGUGAAGACGCCAGCAUAA